Molecule: messenger RNA, 1020 nt
Organism: Daldinia caldariorum
Lineage: Eukaryota; Fungi; Ascomycota; Sordariomycetes; Xylariales; Hypoxylaceae
Exons: 3
Coding region: 341-793 (150 amino acids)
Source: RefSeq, a predicted model, not a curated record
CCACUGAAGUUGGUCUUAGCUUGUCUAAACCAAGCAGAUAAAGUAAGUGCAGCCCGAAACAAUCCCAGGUGACUGUGCUACACAGAUGCACCAUGCCCCCACAACACAAACGCUCUCGCAGAUAACUUUACAGGUGCCCCUCUCUCAAUGACGUUAUGACUUCGUUUGUUGCUGCAGGUACAGCUCUGGGAAGCUAUGGUGUAAUUAAAUCGCCAUAGCCUCCCACAUUCUUCCUCGGAUUCCCAUCUUACCAUUUUCACAUUUUCAUCUUCUCUAACUAACUACUUCUAACUUGUACCGAAUUGCAACAAUAACAUCAACAUCAGCAUCAGCAGUCAUCAUGUCGAUUCCAACCUCCACAUCCGUUGUUGAGUCCGCCGUUAUUCAGGCGCCACUUAGUCACGUCUGGCAUCAUAUCAAGCUCCAGAAUUUCAGCAACUUCUGGUCCGCUCUCAAGUCUAGCCAGUAUGUCAAGGGCACUAGCGAUGAGGCCGAUGUUGUGAAGUGGACUUUCAAAGAUGGCAAUGAGCUUGAAGUGAAGCAGGAGGAGCACAGCACUAUCAACCACUACAUCACCUACAGCGUCAUCACUGCCAAACCCGAGCUUACCUACUCUUCGGUUCUCUCUACCAUCCGUUGCUACCCCGUCACCUCGGGCGAAUUUGAGGGAAGCACCUUUGUCGAGUGGACCGGAAACUUCUCCAGCGAUGCCGACGCAGGUGUUAUUCAGGAUGCGAAGUUCAAGCGUCGCGAGGCUCUAGCCGACUUAGCUAAAGCUGCAAAGAGCAAAUAGAUUCGUGGUAUUCCAAGUAGCAGACUUAGGUACCUACCCUCUUCAGAAGGGAUAGAUGGAAGUACCAAGAGUGACGUCGUUGCGUCGCUAUUAAUGUAGCAUAAGUGUUCAUGGCAGAAAAAGGUGUGAUAUGCAGCAAAACAUUGGUAGCAGUAAUUGAAGACAAUGAAGACUAACGACAAACAACUCGUAACAAUUCUUUUGAAUACGAGUUUCCUUCGCCCCAU